AUGAGGAUUUACUCCCGAACAGGCUCAGCAGUGAAUAGAAAGGCCGGAUUAGGACCUAAGGAAUAUCAUUAUGCUGCUUAUGCCAAACACAAAGAUUAUCAACCUGGCCAAAUUAAGAAAAAAACCCUGGAACAAAUCACCCAAUUAUUACAAAAAAUUAAACCAUCUUCCAAUUUAGAAGCAAUCCUAGAAUUUGAAUUACCAGAAACUAGUUAUUCUUUGGAAGAUGAUUUUGGACUUGCUGAACUAAAUCUUGCCGAAGCAACCGAAGAAACAAUUUCUCAAAUUGAAAUUCCUCCAAAAGGAAAUAAUUAA
Molecule: messenger RNA, 315 nt
Organism: Ambispora leptoticha
Lineage: Eukaryota; Fungi; Glomeromycota; Glomeromycetes; Archaeosporales; Ambisporaceae
Source: the annotation of a GenBank genome assembly